GUGAUUUUAUACAGGAAGGAAUGUACAGUCAGUUCUGCAGUCAAAAACAAAGUCCAGAAACAGAUCUGCGGUAAAGCGAAAACCACUACCGGUAUCCUUUUUCUUUCUUGUCUUGAAUUCUUCACCAUGGCUUGGACAAAAUACCAACUCCUUCUCGCUGGAAUGAUGCUUAUCACAGGCUCAAUCAACACAUUAUCAGCCAAAUGGGCAGAUAACUUUUCUGCGCCAGGAUGCAAAGGAUCUACAGAACACUCCUUCUCACACCCUUUCCUUCAGGCGGUGGGCAUGUUUCUCGGGGAGCUCAGCUGCCUGGUGCUGUUCCACAUUCUCCUUUGUCAUGACAGAAGGAGCCCAGAACCGAAGAUGAACACGGGCCAGACCUUUAACCCCCUCUACUUCUUCCCGCCAGCCAUGUGCGACAUGACAGCCACCUGCAUCAUGUAUGUCGCUCUCAACAUGACCAGUGCCUCAAGUUUCCAGAUGCUGCGGGGAGCAGUGAUUGUCUUCACCGGGCUGUUAUCCGUGGCAUUCCUGGAACGGAAGCUGAUGGUCAGUCAAUGGAUCGGAAUCUUCAUCACCAUCACUGGUCUGCUGGUGGUCGGCCUGGCAGACUUUGUAAGUGGAGAAAAAGAUGAACAACACAAGCUCAGCGAAGUCAUUACAGGUGACCUCCUUAUUAUAAUGGCUCAGGUCAUAGUUGCCGUCCAGAUGGUCCUGGAGGAGAAAUUUGUUUACAAGCAUGAUGUCCAUCCUCUGCGGGCCGUGGGCACAGAAGGUUUUUUCGGCUUUGUCACCCUGUCGCUCCUGCUCAUCCCCAUGUACUACAUUCCUGCGGGUCACUUUGGCAACAACCCUCGGCAGGUCCUGGAAGAUUCCCUGGAUGCUUUCUGCCAGAUCGGCAACCAGCCCAUGAUUGUCCUGGCUCUGCUGGGCAACAUCAUCAGCAUUGCCUUCUUCAACUUUGCCGGGAUCAGCGUCACCAAGGAGAUCAAUGCCACCACGCGCAUGGUGCUGGACAGCCUGCGCACUGUGGUCAUCUGGGCAGUGAGCCUGGCUGUGGGCUGGGAGAGGUUCCAUGGGCUGCAGGUCCUAGGCUUCAUUGUCCUGCUUGUAGGGGCCGCCCUGUACAAUGGACUGCACAAGCCUGUAAUGGAAAAGAUCCCCUGCUGCGCUCGGUUCCUGGGCCAGAGCUCAAGUGAAGAAAGGCUCCUGUCAGGAAGCACAGCGUCUGUUAAUCAGGACACUUAAAUUUGGCCAUACAUAAACAUAUUUCCAAAGUUGGUCGGAGGUUUUAUAUCAUUAUUUCAACUGAUUACGUUUUUAUUAUGGUUAAUGUUUAUGUUUUAGUGAAUAUGUUUUUUUGUUGUUUUUUAGAGAAAAAUACCCACUUUACAUAUCUUUUGAACAUUUUUUUUUUUACCAAAGACCAUUUAAAAUUAACCUUCCAGACACAUUUUCCAUAUGUAAAUUAAAUUACUACAAGAAAAUUCUUAUCCACAGACUUCAAUCAGCAUGCAAUUUUUAGUUUUUAUUAAACUAAUAGGAUUAGCUCAAUCACUCGUAGUUAAAUUCUCAGAAAGGAAAAUGACACUUGCCAACAAAAACAAAUGCAGAAUGUUCUGGCUUUGGUGACGUUACAAAAAUGAGCCUUUAGAUUCAAUGCAUUUAAAAUGCUGUGGACUAAUCAAUAAUUAACAUCUAUAUCCUAGUUUUUUCUUACAAUUGAGUAUCCCAGUGCAAGUAAGUAGCGUGUAGGCAUAUGCAGGUUUUAUCAAACCAGAUUACAUAUCAUAUUAUUUUGUAUUGUGUAUUCACUACACCUUCAUAUAUACAUCAGUGCAAUUAUACUUAAGUGUUUUUACUUUUUUGCUAACUACAUGCUAGAUAGUGAUGAAAAGUACCAGACAUGAAUCUAUCACAAUUUUACACUUUAGCUAACUCAGGUACCUUUAAGCUGUAAUGCCUGUUGUGAGAUUCAAAUAGUAUAUAUAGUGUACGUGCAUUGUCUAUAUAGCAUGCCGUGUAUACAAAGUUUAAUACUUCACAGAUUAAAAACACUAUUUGUGA
Molecule: messenger RNA, 2067 nt
Organism: Acipenser ruthenus (sterlet)
Lineage: Eukaryota; Metazoa; Chordata; Actinopteri; Acipenseriformes; Acipenseridae
Product: solute carrier family 35 member F6-like
Exons: 6
Coding region: 127-1248 (373 amino acids)
Biological process (GO): transmembrane transport
Cellular component (GO): intracellular membrane-bounded organelle; membrane
Molecular function (GO): transmembrane transporter activity
Source: RefSeq, a predicted model, not a curated record